AUGGCUUCUAAUAGAGUUAAGAAACUAGUUAAAGAUUCUACCAUUUUUCUUCUUUGUGAUAUUCAAGAAAAAUUCAAACCACAUGUUUAUGAAUUUACAAGUUUAGUAUCAACUGCCAAAAAAAUGAUUGCGGUAUCGAAAAUUUUGGAGAUUCCUGUGUUAGUUACUGAACAGAAUCCGAAAGCUCUUGGAAAAAUAGUUGCUGAUAUUGAUGUUAAAACUCAUGACCUUAUUAAAGUCUAUGAAAAAACAAAAUUUUCAAUGUAUACCGAAGAGAUACAAAGAAGUUUGACCGAAAUAAAAAUAAAACCAAGUUCUGUUGUACUUUUUGGAAUUGAGGCCCAUGUGUGUGUGUUACAAACAGCUUUAGAUUUUUUGGAGAAAGGUUUUGACGUCCAUGUGUUGCAAGAUGGAAUCUCAUCUAUUCACCUUCCAGAAGUCGAUAUUGCAUUGCAUCGAAUGAGUCAAGUAGGAGCAGUAAUCACAACCUCAGAAUCUGUUCUGUUUCAAUUGUUAGGUGACUCCAAAGACAACAAGUUCAAAGAUAUUUCUAGUUUAGUGAAAGAAUACAAAGAAGCUACUGCAAACAACAAAUUGCUUUUUAGAUCAAGUAUGAGCACAUUAUUAGUCAUGUUGAAACCAAUAAAUAUUUGA
Funneliformis caledonium is the source of this 654-nucleotide messenger RNA. The record is from the annotation of a GenBank genome assembly. Lineage: Eukaryota; Fungi; Glomeromycota; Glomeromycetes; Glomerales; Glomeraceae.